Aspergillus campestris IBT 28561 is the source of this 3754-nucleotide messenger RNA. Its product is annotated as putative SNF2 family helicase/ATPase. Gene Ontology annotation, cellular component: cytoplasm. Gene Ontology annotation, molecular function: ATP-dependent chromatin remodeler activity; ATP binding. Bases 213 to 3641 code for a protein of 1142 amino acids. The record is from RefSeq and is a predicted model, not a curated record. The transcript has 2 exons. Lineage: Eukaryota; Fungi; Ascomycota; Eurotiomycetes; Eurotiales; Aspergillaceae.
AUAGUUUCCAGACGCCAGCUGGAAGUGACUGCAGUCCCAAAAUAAACAAGUCACCAGGAUCGACCCCGGUGUUUUGUCUGAUCUGCUUACUAAAUACUGCUGCCCCACCACAGCAUCUCUCACUCUUCCAUCCCAUCAACAACCCCUCCUCAAACUGUCUGUACUCGGCUUCAACCUAAGACUGGGAUAUCUCCCCUCUGUCAACCGCCAACAUGGCCAAGGAAAGCGAUGUCCCAGUGCCUCCCAUCACCCCUCGCAAGCCCAAUGAGCAGCCCCAGCGUGCAGUGAAUAGUCACCACCCCGAGUUCGGCAAGCCGUCGCCCAUCGGCCCUCCCCAACACCGUCUCCCCCAACAGAACAACAACAACAACAACAACACGGGCAACCCAUUCAACAUCCCCAAAGCCAAUCGUCCUCGCGCAGAACACCACCGCCCUCACCCCCACCAGCAGCCACGACCCCAGAACUAUCCCCCUCCAGGCGGUGCCCGACCACCCUACGGCACCCCCGGCCCCGUAUCGACCCCGAAACGCGGCCCGGCGUUCGACCCUUUCAAGCCCGUCCGCCCAUCAGCAUACAACAACAACCGCUUCUCCAAACCGGUCGACAACGACGUGUUUGAAAUCCGGCGGCCCGAAAAUGUCACCUUCGGCACCCCGCGCGCCCCCAAGACCUUCUUCGCUUCGAACCCCUCCGCGAUGAAACCGAGCAACGCGAACAAGACGCUGCAGAAGUUCGUCGAUCUGACAGGCGAGGGCGGGUUCACGCCGAGUGCGCCGUCCCGCCAUGCGGGCUUUGGGUCGAUGGAUGCGAAUAGUUAUGUGGAUACAGCCAAGGCGAACGAGAACAUCAAGGCGCUGUUGGAGGGGGCGUUUGAGGACGAAGAUGAAAAGCAACAACCUAAGGGCAAGAAGAAGCGGAAGAACCGCGGUAAGCAGAAGAAGAAUAAGCUGAAGGAGAAGGAGGAGAAGGAUGAGAAUAAGGACGAGAAGUUGCCUGUGACUAGUGAUAAGGAGGUGGAGGAUGAGCUGGAUGAUCUGGCUGCUCAGUUCCGCGGUGUUACUGUUGGGGAUCCUAAUGCUGCCGGGGAGGAGAAGGAGGGGACGAAGAAGAGUGCUUCGAAGGAGGAUGUGACGGACGAUGUCGAGGGUGAUUCCGGCCUCCAGGAUGAUAAGGCUGGUGAGGAGCAAAGCGAGGAGGAGGAUGAAGAGGAAGAGGAAGAAGACGAUGGCACGGUGGAAGGCCUCAAGGUGAAAUUGCUCCAGCACCAGCGUGAAGGCGUCAAGUGGAUGUGCGAUAAGGAGACAGGUCGCAACCGCGGCAAGGGUGUGCUUCCCAAGGGCGGAAUUCUCGCAGACGACAUGGGUCUCGGAAAGACCGUGCAGGCCAUCGCGCUGAUGCUCACCAACCGCAAGCCUGAGAGCGGCAUCCGAUAUACCGGCCCUAAAGAGGACGACGACGAGGAUGCCAGCGAUGACGAAGACGCGGCUAACCGCAAGCUGCCCCCCGGCGUCACCAAAUCGACCUUGGUCCUUGCUCCUCUGGCGUUGAUCAAGCAGUGGGAGGCGGAAAUCGCGGACAAGGUCGAGUCUAGCCAUAAGCUGCGCGUGCUGGUCUACCAUGGAAACACUCGAGCCAAGGCGACAGACUGUCUGGAGGACUACGACGUGGUGAUCACCACCUACGGCACGCUGACAUCCGAACACGGGGCCGCCGACAAAGGAAACAAGAAAUCGAGCCUGUUCUCCACCUACUGGUACCGCAUCAUUCUCGACGAAGCCCACACCAUCAAGAACCGCAACGCGAAGGCGACCCAGGCGGCCUACGCACUGGACGCAGAGUACCGGUGGUGUCUGUCCGGCACACCAAUGCAGAACAACCUCGACGAGCUCCAGAGUCUGAUCCGGUUCCUGCGCAUCAAACCAUUCAACGACCUCGCAGCCUGGAAAGAGCAAAUCACGAAACCCCUAGCCAACGGUCGCGGAGGUCUCGCCAUCCAGCGUCUCCAGGUGUACCUGAAAGCGUUUAUGAAGCGCCGUACCAAGGACGUCCUGAAGCUCGACGACAGCCUCAAGGCAGGCCAGACCGACUCCAACGGACAGCCGAAGAAAUCCUCCGGAUUCCAAAUCACCAAGCGAGAGGUCAUCAAGGUGAAGGCGGAGUUCAUGCCGGGCGAGAUGAACUUCUACCAGCGUCUCGAGCAGCGUACCGAGAACAGCCUCGAGAAGCUGAUGGGCGGCGCCAAGGUGGACUACGCUGGGGCGUUGGUGCUCCUGCUGCGUCUUCGCCAGGCGUGCAACCAUCCGGAUCUGGUGAAGAGCGAUCUGGCGAAGGAUAAAGACGUCCUGUUGCAGAACGGAGCCCUGGGCAAUCAGCCUGCGGCUGCGAAACCAGAUGACCUUGACAGUAUGGCGGAUCUGUUCGGUGGGCUCAGUGUUGUGACGAAGAAGUGCGAUAUCUGUCAGACGGAACUGAGCAAGGAAGAAGCUUCCGCUGGAGGUAGUCGGUGUCGAGAAUGCGAGACGGAUCUGGACGUUGAUUUCACCAGUGCGCAGAAACCUAAGAAGAAGAAAUCCCCGAAGGAGGUCGUGGAUUUGACGGAUUCGCCGUCUGCCAAUCGUUCGAGUGCGAAGAUGGCUCGGGCUCAGAGGAACAGGAAGGUUGUCUUCGAUAGUGAUGACGAAGAGGAAGAUGAUGGCGAGUGGAUUGUCCCGGAAGAUAAGCGCACUGCAACCAAUCUCGGCAAGGCCGGGGGAUCAGACGAUGAGGACGCAGAAGGAGGUGGGGAAUGGCUCGUUUCAGACGACUCCGACAGCGACGACGACGACUCAGGGCCCGAAUCACCCACGCAGCAGCGCAGGGCAACCAAGAUCCGCGAUAAUCGGUCCGACACCGAAGACGACAUCUACAUUGAUAGUGGAGCGGGCAAGGAGCAGAUCCUCCCAUCGACCAAAAUCCGGCAUCUGAUGAAGGUCCUCAAGAGCGAGGCGUCCGACCAUAAGUUCAUCGUGUUCUCCGUUUUCACGUCCAUGCUGGACAAGAUUGAGCCGUUCCUCACGCGCGCCGGGAUCGGAUUCGCUCGAUACGACGGCAGCAUGCGCAACGAUCACCGCGAGGCGAGCCUGAACCGGCUGCGAAACAACAGCGGGACGCGCGUUCUCCUCUGUAGUCUGCGAGCCGGCGCGCUGGGUCUGAACCUGACGGCCGCGAGCCGGGUGGUCAUUCUAGAGCCAUUCUGGAAUCCUUUCGUCGAAGAACAAGCCAUCGACCGCGUCCACCGCCUCAACCAAACCGUCGACGUCAAAAUCUACAAAAUGAUCGUCAAAGACACAGUGGAAGAGCGCAUUCUCGACCUCCAAGAUCGCAAACGCGAGCUCGCCAACGUCACCAUCGAGGGCAAGUCCGCCGCCGGCAAGCUCACCAUGAACGACAUGAUGGCGCUGUUCGGCCGGGACGCCGAGUCGCGGUUCACCGGCGAGCGGGGGAAUAUCGACCUUACCCAGACGACGCGGCUGUUGAAUUCGAGUAACGAUGAGGGGACGGCGCCACAGGAUUCGCAAUACGCGUCUCAGGGCAAGAACCGGAGGCCUGAGAGUCGGGUGUCUCCUACGGAGAGUUCGGUCUAUGGACGACGGUGGUAGGGGUUGGGUUGGUGGUGUUGGCGUAUGAAUGGGGCGUAUGAUACUGGGGGUAGUCGUGAGGUGGCAUUUGCUGUUCGGUCUUGCAUUUGGUGUUUAUUUCGGUUAGAAUUGUC